GAGAACGCAGGCAGGGAGCAGGUGGUGGCGGGGGAAGAGUGGCGUACCAAUGUCACCGUGAUGACAACCAUGGCGGUGGGUGUGGUUGUUGUUGAAGGCGGAGGCGGCAAACAUCGAAUGACGAUAGAGGCCAAACCGCCGCUGCACACCAAGCUGGAUGUGAUCAAGAAGGAGCAGAAUAAGAAGAGCCAGAGCUACAAGAUGGAGUCAGGAUCUGAGGGAGUCAAAGCCAACAUUCCCAGGUUUUCUCUGGAGGACAAGAGGGAGACCGAAUAUGGCCCAUGCAGGAGAGAGAUGGAGAGCAUUCUGAACAGUCUGAAAAUCACCAAUGUGCUCAUCCCCAGAGGCGUCCGCAUCCCCAACUGUGACAAAAAAGGCUUCUACAAGAAAAAACAAUGCCGUCCAUCAAAAGGGAGGAAGCGAGGUUACUGCUGGUGUGUGGAUAAGUACGGUCAGCCUCUCCCCAGCUACGAUGGAAAGGAGAGAGGAGAAUCCCAGUGCAACAACCUGGAGAACAAAUGAGAAGCAGAGAGAGAAYGGAUGGAUGGAGAGAAAGAACGAAGGAAUAGGAGAGAGACUUUUUUUCACUCCGGCACUUCACAAAGCACAGUCAAAAGAGCGCCAGACUGUUGACCUCAGGUCACAUGACU
This is a messenger RNA of Salvelinus sp. IW2-2015, 650 nucleotides long. RefSeq names its product insulin-like growth factor-binding protein 3. Gene Ontology annotation, molecular function: fibronectin binding; insulin-like growth factor II binding; insulin-like growth factor I binding. Gene Ontology annotation, cellular component: extracellular region. Gene Ontology annotation, biological process: regulation of insulin-like growth factor receptor signaling pathway. The record is from RefSeq and is a predicted model, not a curated record. Lineage: Eukaryota; Metazoa; Chordata; Actinopteri; Salmoniformes; Salmonidae.